Molecule: messenger RNA, 3153 nt
Organism: Amphimedon queenslandica
Lineage: Eukaryota; Metazoa; Porifera; Demospongiae; Haplosclerida; Niphatidae
Product: phosphatidylinositol phosphatase PTPRQ-like
Exons: 13
Coding region: 17-3046 (1009 amino acids)
Molecular function (GO): protein binding
Source: RefSeq, a predicted model, not a curated record
UUGCUUAUUAGUUGUAAUGUCCUUGUUGUUUCUCUUAUCAUUGGUACUUCAUGUAUCAUGUCUAGAGUUUGGUUCACUACCUCCUCGUCCAACUACUGGUGUAAGAUUGUUUCUUGGUGAGGAGAAUGUGACUAUUGCUAAUUUCUCAAUGAUAGCUGCUGGUCUGAUUCAUGAUUUUGAUAUAGAUGGGCCUGGUAAUGGUGUUGGUGUUACUGGUAGUUCUGAUGGUCAGAAUGAUGGUUUGUGGUGUCAGAGUUCUCUUAAUCAGAAUAUGAUAGGAACAUGGUAUUACCCUAAUGGAGCAACUGUAUCGGAUUCCUAUGGCUACAACUCUGGUCCUAUGUAUGCCAGCAACAGUGCUACUGGUCAAAUUGGUUUGUUAAGAAAAAAAGGAAUAGCAAGUGUUCAAGGACUAUACAGUUGUGUUAUACCAAAUGAAGAAGGAAUCAAUCAGACACUGUAUGUUGCUGCUUAUGGUAAUACUGAUUUCCUUAAAGAUGGUGAGCUUCCAAUGAUUGAUGGUAGUGGUCCCUCCUUCCAGCUCCUCUCAUCAGUUGAUGCUGAUCCUCCAGUGUUUAGUUUAUCAUUUAAUGUCACUAAUAGAUCACCAACAAUAGUCACUUGCUCUGUUGAUAAUGGAAACCAGUUUAAUGUAUCUGAAAAUGAUCUGAUACGUACUGUAACACCAGUUAAUAAUGAUGUACAAGUACAAGUAUCAGUAAUAUUUAGAAUGAGAGUGUCUGGCCUGUAUAAAUGUUCUGUUACUACUGACAGAAUUACAACUGCACCUUUAGUAUCUACUAAUAUGGCAAUGAGGAAUGUUAGUGUAACUGGAUCUCCAUCGAAUUUGACCUACAGCAGAAUAAGUCUUCUCUCAGUUACACUAGGCUGGUCUCCCUCAGCAGUGAUUAGUGCUACUCCUCAGUAUCAUGUCUUUGUUAAUAACAGUAAUGGUAUUAUUAUGAAUGAUAAUGCUACAAAUACUGAGCUGUCUCUCUCAUUACGUCCUGAUGAUGAAUAUAAUAUUAGACUAGUACAUAAUGUAAUUAUAGCCUUCAAAUUUAUUUUUUCUACUCUUUAUGUAGGUACUAUCCUACCCUUUGCUGCUACAUCUGUAACAACUAUUCCUGGAACAACAAGUGCUAAUAUAUCCUUUAUAAUACCAAAAACUUCUUAUGCAAAUGAAAAUUACAGCAUCAGUUACACUGGGCAACAAUUUCAGGCAACACAGGCAGUUUCAGUGACUAGGAUGAGUUCUAGUUCUGUUGAUAAACCUAUAAUGAUAUACAUAGUCUUGACUGGUCUUGAGGAAGACAAUGUUUAUCAGUUUACAAUUGAUUCUAGCAACUGCUUAGGUACAACCCACACUGGAGUGAUGAAUUUUACUACACUGCCAGCAUUACCAGCAGGUUAUCCAAUGAACUGUAUUAAUACAACUUUUCUACCUCUUUCCAUUACAAUUACUUGGACUGGACCAGCACUAAUAGAACAAAAUGGAGCACCAGUUGGUUAUAAUUUAACAUGUAUGAAUACUAAUGGUGUAUCAGUCAAUGGAUUGAGCCCAACGCGAUCUUCAACGGACACAAUGUUCACUAUUACUGAUGUUAUGCCUUUUACUGGUUACACUUGUGAGCUGUCAUUUAUUAAUGUAGUAGGAGAAGGACCUUCAACCCAGUGUACUUUUGAAACAGCCCAAAGUGUCGACUCACCUCGAAAUUUUACUUCCAUUCCUGAUCAAUAUUCUAUUUUAUUUUCAUGGAUCGAACCAGCCAUUACUCAUGGAAUUAUUAUCAGAUAUAAUUUAACUGUAACUAAUCUGGAUGAAUCAAAAUCAAUGUCUUUCAUUAUUAAAGUGAAUCCUGAUCAAAGAUUUAUUCAUCAUAAUGUUAAUGGUUUUGGUCCAUAUCAGAAUUACACUGCUAGUGUUAGUGCUAGUACAAUCAUUGGAGCUGGACCAGUGGCUACUACUGCAGGAAGAACACUACCAGACAUUCCUAGUUCACCUCAUCUGGUAGUGUCACCAGUUGUCAUUGAUGGUUUAACAGUAGCUUAUACUGUAGCAGUUCUCAAUGAAACUACUAUCAAUAUAACAUGGAGUCCACCAUCUCAUCCUAAUGGAGAAAUCACUGGAUUUAUUGUUAGAAUAGCUACUGAUGCUAUUACUAGUUCAAACAAGAGUAGCCCCUUAUCUACACUUGGUUCUAAUAAUGUCUCAUUUGUGCCUGGAAAAGCAUCAUAUUUUUUAAUAUUUGGAGGAUUAAAGGCAAAAGUACCUUAUUAUGUAUCAGUUGUAGCAGUCAAUCAAGUUGGUGAAGGAAACCCAGCAACUGCUAUUGUCUUCACUAAAGCUGACAGUAGUGUUACAGUAUCACCAUCAAAUUUACAAGCAAUGAGAAUAAGAGAUAGAAUAGUGUUAUCAUGGGAUCCAGUGACACUAGAAGAAGCUAAAGGAUUCUUUGUAUACAGUAUCACAUUAACUCCUGAUGAUGGUAGCACUAGCAGUACAUUAAGACAAACUAAUACAAGAACUAUAUCAGUAGCUUAUGAUACCACAUCAGUUAAUAUAACUGAUACUGAACCACAGUUAGCUUAUACUGUGAGUAUUAGUGUAUUGCUAUUGAGUGAUGUAGGACUAAUUGAAGGACCAGAAUUUAACACUUCCCUAGCAAUGUCACCUACAGAUGUCAAUAAUACUGAUGAUGGUAGUGUUCUUCUGGUAGCAGUGAUAGUGUCAAUUGCAUUAAUAAUGAUUUUCUCGGUACUCGUGUUCAUCAGUAUUGUAGUAUUGUACAGAAAAAAGUAUAAUGGAGUCAGGGUAGCACCUGAUGUUUCUAAUACUUCUACAACACAAAAUGAUGAAGAACUGUAUGACUUUGAGAUGAUUGAUGAUGACCAGUAUGAACUAAUAAAUAUAUAUAAUGAUAUAGUGCAGCAAGAGCAGGAUACUCCAAUUGUAGGAGAUAGUCUUGCUAAUAUAGCAUUUCCCGACAGUCCUGCAUAUGUUGCUAAUCCCAUUACUGCUUCAAGUUAUAGUCCCAUGCAAUAAAGGAGAGAAUGAGGAGCAAGAUGUUGGUGACUUUGUGUAUGAAAAAAAAAUGUCCUUUAAUUGAUAUAUAAAAUUGGACAAGGUGUGCUUUGAAAAAAAUAGUGUUG